AUGUACCGAUAUGAAAUCUCCUGCCCCUUCAACCUAAGGAGUCCGGCAGUACCCGUCUCAUCAAAAGCCAGCAGUACCUCUUUCAUCAAAACAAAGGCCCUCAGAAUAAGCGAAGUAAACCGUGAGUUAAGCGUCCCUCGCGUUUACCGUGAGAAGAGUUUCACGCGGCGGCUAAACGCACCUAUUUUUGGCAGCCUAUUCGUAGACAAAGAAAGCCGAUUCGCUAAUCCUUAUUCCUUUACUUUGAAUCAAGGUCUUACCCGAGGAAGAGGGAAGCAAGCAAAGCUUGCCCCGGAUCGUAGGGGAAAGAGUGUUGUAACCGAAGUAGACUACCGAACGGGUGUGGGGGAGAAUAUCGUCAAAGAUUGA
Arabidopsis thaliana (thale cress) is the source of this 369-nucleotide messenger RNA. RefSeq lists its product as uncharacterized. Lineage: Eukaryota; Viridiplantae; Streptophyta; Magnoliopsida; Brassicales; Brassicaceae. The record is from RefSeq and is marked reviewed. Gene Ontology annotation, cellular component: mitochondrion. The coding region runs from base 1 to 369 and encodes 122 amino acids. The transcript has a single exon.